Molecule: messenger RNA, 6730 nt
Organism: Tachyglossus aculeatus (Australian echidna)
Lineage: Eukaryota; Metazoa; Chordata; Mammalia; Monotremata; Tachyglossidae
Gene: C2CD2
Product: C2 calcium dependent domain containing 2
Exons: 14
Coding region: 381-2471 (696 amino acids)
Source: RefSeq, a predicted model, not a curated record
CCUCCUCCUCCUCCCAGUCCAUCUCCCCCCUCCGGAGCUGACUUCCUUCCCCAGCAGAGCCGACCCACCGCCUCUUUGGAGCUUCUUAACACUCAUUAUUAUUCCUCUCCUCCUCCACCUCCACGGUGGGCGAGGACCAACUAGGUUUCCACCCCCUCCCUCUUCCGACCUGCCCACCGGAUUGCAAGCUUUCCCUCCUCCUCCUCCUCCUUCUCCCAGUCCAUCUCCCCCUUCCCGAGCUGACUUCCUUCCCCAGCAGAGCCGACCCACCGCCUCUUUGGAGCUUCUUAACACUCAUUCUUAUUCCUCUCCUCCUCCUCCCUGCAGCCCAGGUCGGUGCCAGGUGGAUUGGGCCUUCGCCCGGCCGAGCAUGUGCCACCAUGGCGAGCCUGGGCUCCUGGCUCGGUGAGGCCCAGUGGCCGGCCCUGGUGACAGUGUUCCUGGCCGCCCUGGUCACCGUGGGCAUCUACCUGGUGCAAUAUGCCCGGGCCCUGGCAAUGCCCCGGGGCAGGAGGAGGGAAGGAGCCCCUGCAGAGGGGCAAAGAAGCGAAACGGACUCAAUCCUCAGCUGGGUGGUGGCCCUCGACAGCUGGACCGGCCAGUGGCGAGCCGCCUGGAUCGAUGCCCUCAACGCCGAGGCCCAGCGCCGAGGGGGCCCGCUGUUGCUCAAGUUUGAAGAGGACCAGCUUCAGCCACCUUUAGAACUGGCAGUCCAACAAGUUGUGAGCGUUGUCAAGUCUGCCCAGGAGAAGGUGGUGUCUUGUAAUGUAGUAGGUGAUUCGAUCCAGUUUACUGUCAACGUGCUGCCUUCUUCCCCUGCUUUCUCAGGAGACCAAGCUUUCAGGGUGCUGCUAGCGCCUUUUCAUUUACAGUUGGAACUGAAUAUGAAAGAAAAACGGGAAGACAUCCUGAUAAAGUGGUCCUUCAUUAAUGCCCCGGAAAUGACUGUGGAAGUCCAGCCUAAAGCAGUGCAGAAGCAGGGCCAAAUGGCUGGGACAGAUGCAGUAUCUGAAACACUUAAAGACAUUUUGAAAAAUCUGGUCAGCUCAGUGUCCCCAUCAGUGGUUUUGAGUACCAAACCGACAGAUGUGAAGGAUGUACAGGCUCCCCACCACAAAGCACCCAUUCCCCAAGGUACCUGCCCCCCUAAGCCCCCAAGGGCUCACGAACUCAAACUGCGGGUAAAGAACAUCCAAGCCAGGCUGUUGGCCGUAGCCAGGACUGCAGGUAGCAUUAACCCAGUGUGCAUAACUCAACUAAAUGAUCCUCUGCAGAAAUUCUCCAGCUCCGUAGCCAAAAAUACCACAAACCUCUCUUGGGAUGAGGAGUUCACCUUUGAAUUAAAUGCCAAAUCAAAGGAGUUACAACUGCAUAUUUCAGAAGAUGGGAAUUCCUCAGAUGGUCCGUUCUUUGCUCUGGCAACCAUUCCUCUGGAUUUGUUCAAGAAACAGCCUUCUGGACCCCAAAACUUUGCCCUGACCAGCGUGUCUGGCGACAGUAGCCCCGUUUUGGGAUCAGUCACCGCCGAGUUCUCUUAUAUAGAACCCAACGAGUCAAAGUCCUGGCAAAGUCCCUUCCCCGUUCCUGCUGCAAAAGUAGAAAAGGACCGGACUAUAAUGCCCUGUGGAACUGUGGUCACUACUGUAACUGCUGUGAAAACCAAACCACAUGUGGAUCUGGGGCGGGCAUCGGCACUGAACUCUGAUUCUCCUGUGAAAACUCCCAUUAAAGUGAAGGUGAUUGAAAAAGAUAUAUCAGUCCAAGCAAUUUCUUGCCACAGUGCUCCAGUCAGUAAAACUUUAUCUUCUUCCGAUACAGAGCUUUUGGUGUUGAAUGGUUCCGAUCCAGUGGCCGAAGUAGCUAUUCGACAGCUGAGUGAAUCUUCAAAGCUGAAACUCAAGUCUCCCCGGAAGAAGAGCACUCUUAUCAUAUCAGGGGUGUCGAAGACCUCAUUAACUCAGGACAGUGAAGCUGCAUUGAUGCUGGACUAUGCGGCCACAAUGGACAGCCCAGGCCAACAGGAAGUCCCUUUUCCUCACGGGGAGGCUGUGGCCAUUGACCCUGCCGAUGAAAAACUGUCGACCCAUACGCCACCUGCCCUGGACCCCCAGGGAAAUGAACUCGGUGUCUGGGAGUUGGAGAAGGACAUCCCAUCUGGGGAGUGGAACAGUAAUACCCAGUCAGACCAGGAUGUUGAAGAGAUGUCUGGAAGUUCGUUAAGUGUUUCUGAGCCAGGAGUUCUAAAGAAAUCCAAAGGUGGAAUGUUAAGGAAGGGGGCGAAACUCUUCUUCCGACGGCGACAUCAUCAGAAGGAUCCCGGGAUGAGUCAGUCCCACAAUGACCUUGUAUUCCUCCAGCAGCCAAAUGAGGGAAAGGGAGCGACGCUAUCCCGGAUUUUGAAUAGGAAGAUACUUUCCAAGCACAGGAGCAAGAGUAAACUGAAUGGCACUUCUGUGGAUCCCAGUACAUAAAGCCCAGUGCUGCUGACUAUUUGAACUUGCACGUCAACUGACCGGUUGUUUACAAGGCAACACUAGAAGAUGUGAACGUAGAAUUCGACAGGCAUUAACGUAACCCGCUAAUGUGUGGUGAUCCAGGAGUAAUAAACUGCCUAGUGGGCCAAUUUUGCUUUCCAAAACCGUAGGCUUCAAAAAGGAAGACAGGCCAGAGCUCAAAACAGGGUUUGGUAUGGACUUUUUGAAGAUAAUGUCCAAAAAGCCGGGUGGCCAGCAAUGUUCAGUGAGAACUUAUUCCCAACCAAAAAUUUAAUUUUGUGAUAGUGAUGGAGCAGAGUUUGAUUUUUUUUUUUUAAGCUAAGGAUAUAAUCUUACUAUAUCUAAUCUGAUUUUGAAGAGUCAGCAUUGAACUGAAUGUAAACUCUGAGAAGUGCUGUGUGCCAGAUAUCUGGACCCUGAUGUAAGGAGGUGGCACGUCUCCGGGGCUAUGCAUUACUGCCCUGUUUGAAUUGGUUUAUGAGACGGAAGAGGGAGAGAGGCCUUUAGUGAAGGAAAAAAGGGGCUGAUAAAAAUAUAUGUCCAGAAACAGUAAAAAUGGGAAUAGAGAUUGGCAAUUUGAUAUAGUAGGCCUAACGUAGAAGGGGCCUUUGAUAUUAGCCAUAACUUAUAACUUGAUAAAUUAUGCAAUUACUUAAUACUCUAUGCAUAUAGGACACUAAACAUCUUUUUCUAGGUUUACCUUGAACCUACUUGCAAAUGAAAAGCAUUUACGGGUUCUUAGUAUUUUGACAUUUUUCUCUACUGUAUCAAAAGGUAUACUGCCAGUGCAGUAGUUAAAUUCACAUAGAAUACUUGUCAAGCCAAUGUCGUAACAAGCCUAUCAUAAUUGAAGCUAUGAGCAAUAAUACAUAUUUAAUUCAGCAUGUUAUCCCUAUUUAGGUGACUCUUCAUUAGCCCACAGUUCAUUUGCCAGACAUUACCAAAAGCCACAAACUGAGUAGUUUUGAGGACACUUAACAUCAUUUUGUCUCUCAGAUAAUGGUCUUUUUAAAAAAUGCCAUUUUGGUAAAAAUUACAGUUUUCACUUCGGUCCAUGAAUUUCUCAUAUCUCCUGUCAAACUCCAGUUUUGAUGUUGGGAACACUUUAGUGGAUUUUAAUUUUUUUUCCAGAGUGAGUAUCUUGUAAUCAGGGCCCAGAAUUUCAAUAUUUACAAAUAUUUUAUAGCCUAGAUGCCUAUCUCUUAGUACUUGUAAAUUUUUUUAAAUUUAGCUUUAUUUAAAAUAUGCCUGGAGGUUAAAAGAACCAUACAGUUCUUUUGUUGACAUGUUCAGUAAAGGCAAAUGACCUAAGUUUUAAGGUACAAGAUUGUGACUGUUUAGCAUGGUUCUGAUGUCUUUCUCAAUAAUUAAAAAGACAUUACUGGGAAAUAUAUUUUUUUUAAUUAAAUGAAGAACUUGUGUUAGAAAAGAUGAGCUUUGGGGUACCACCAAAUACACUUAGCUAAAAUGGGCUUCUGGUCCAUAACCCAUCUACAGUGGGCUACUGGUCUAUACCUAUCUUCUAUAUUCCAUAAAUAACCAUAGGAAAGAGCAAGAGGAGGGUAUUGAUUAGCAAAAAUUUUCUAUGGACAAGUAAAAAUUGUAGCUAAUUUUUUAUUUAAAAUAUUUUGAGUUUUAAAAAAAUACAUAUUUAUGAAAAUCUUGGGUUCACUACCUUGUCACUUUACAGUAUCCUACAAGACACCUUACCCUAAAUCAACCUAAGACACUACUGAUGUCUCAAGAUAAAUAUAAUGCAUAAGGAUCCCUUACUGGAAAAUCUGAAAUUCCCAACACCCCCCUCUCCCCUUGGCCACAAAGUGAGAAGUUAGGAUUCAGUACUUAUUUUUUUUUGCUCUAUUGUAGCCUCACUACCAACAUAUCCUCUAAAUUGCCAUUUACUGGUAUGAGAGAGAACCUGAAUCAGAACAGGUAAAUGAAACCAAAUGAUCCUUUAAGAAUCAACAGCUAAUAUUUGAACACCAAAGACAAUUUUAGCCAAAAUUUUGCAUCUUGCCUUCCAAGCCUUAAAGUGGGAUCCCUGAACACUCUACAGUGAAAGCGCAUCAGAUGGAGUUUUGGGGGAUAGGCUUUUGGCUUUUAUUUUCUAGCUGUUAAAGUGAAAAUAAUUGUUGUCCAAUACGCAGGGCUUAUUGGUCCUAAGGAAUCUCAAGGGUCAGAUAAAUCGCUUGCGUUGUAGUAUGCACACCGUGUUCGCCAACAUGUGCACAAAGCCAGUUCCAUAUCGGGGUCAUAUUCAGUUGGUAGACAUCUAAAAUGUGGAGUGAAAACAUGCAUUGCAUUCAAACCUGACUGGGCACCUUCCCUGCUUCUACCGCACCACUUUGCUACUGCGUUAAUUUUUGUAUUAUCCUUCACAAAUAACUACUUAUUUUUUCCUGACUGUUUUUGUACUGCUAACAAUCUCAGGAGCUACUGAACGCCCCCUACGCUGCCAUGAUUUUUCAUCCUAACUACUUGUUAGCCUGUUACGUACCAUGUCCCAUCAGGCUCAGAAGGGUGUAUGAAUAAAUGGUUAGCGCUUGAGGAAUUCCCAAAGUAUCCUGAUCCUCUUUUUUUUUUUUUUUUUGGAACCCUACUGAGAGUCCCUUUUUCCCCCCCACUUGAUUUAAUAGUUUUCAACUAUAUUCUUCCAACACCCCUCCCCGCCCCCCGUAAUGUUUUAGACCGAGUCCCAUGACAAACAGGGACUGUGUCCAAGCUGAGUCAUCUUGAAUUUAUCUCAGCACACAGCACAGUGCUUGGCAUAUAGUGAGCUCUUAAUAAGUAACAUUAUUAUGUGAGAUGCUCCCUUUAAUGUUAAUGGAGUCCUAGAGCCACUUUAGUUUACGUUUUUAGGCUCAUACGAAAGAUUCUCUGUGCAGGAUGACAGGGCUCCCAUAUUGAUACUGUGAAUAUUUGCCUCCAUCGAAUCGCUACCCUCUUUAGAGAUGUACUGUUUCUGGAGGGGUGUGUGUGUAUGUAUAGUUGAAGCUAAAUUGGAAAUGGGAUUAAACAUCAAAACUUUAAAUACUAAUCUAUAGAACACUUUUUUCAUGUGCUUUUAUUGGCUUUGUAAGCCUUUUUUAAGAACCGGCUAAAAGGAAUUUUCUGGCUUCUAGGAGUUAGUCAAGCACUGGAUUUGUGUUCUUACCAUAAUGUCUCCAUCCUUGUGUAUCCAAAGGGAGUGUGGUGCUCACCUGUUUUAAUGGGCUGAUAACACUGUUGUGUAAUGUUUACUUUGUUUAAUGUCUUUCUCUUGGAGGGGGGGGAGGAGGAUGGGUCCUCAGAACAGUUUCACUGAGUUGAUCUACUGAUCCAGGAAGAUGUUAAAGGAAUACCCUAUCUCAUUGCUUAAAGUGAAGAUUUUUACAGGGAUUAAAAAAAGGGGCAGCUGAUUGGAGAUGGGUUGUAGAGCACAGCGCCUUUCACAUCAGUCCCAACUCCCAGUCUGUUGGAAGUGACAGAAAGCAUUCUUGUGAUCCUCGCUUGUAAAAUGGCUGGCUCUUGACUUAAUUUGGUUUCAACUGGUGCUCACUUUCCACUUUGUGUAAGCACCUCAGCUGAACUGGUUUUGAACUCAUAAUUUGCCUCUAAUUCCUCUGGGAAAGAAGGGUCUGAGUUUUGCCCUUAGGCCUGUACUGUGCCUGAACCCUGGACUCAUUGGCUUCUCCCUCAUUUUGCUCAAAAAAAAGUAGGUUUAUGUUUUUAAAAGUCAUAUGGAGUUAGAUGGUUAAAGACGACGAAAGCUGACCAUCUUUAUAUCUGAGCUAGAACUAUGAGCACCCAGCAAGUGCUGAGACCUCAAAACCAACCAGGGUAUUAGAGUGACCAACGGGGCCAUUGCAGAUUUUUUUGCAAAGAAAACUCAGGUUUCCUUCAUUUAAUUCUUCUCCACUUUUCUGCUCAAGUGGAGGGGGUAGAGGGGAGAUACUGACAAUGUGGUAGGACUGUUCCAUAUGAUGGCAUGACUCCUAAUGCAAUCGGGAACAUACCACCAUAGGUUUAGCCUAUGGCUUUUUCCAGGUCACUUCCACCACCCUGCAAGUGUGCAAUGGCUUGAUAAUCAAGUUUUAAGAAAACUUGGCUACUGAUUGUAAUCCUCUACAGCACUUUUAUUCACCGUCGUACACUAAAUUUGGUGCAGUUAAGAUCUGCAUGGAUUUACUAGUAUAGAUAUGGAUGGGAAGCAUGGAAGAGCUUUUUAAUAAAAGUAUGCACAAAAUCUUAACCAC